Lodderomyces elongisporus is the source of this 858-nucleotide messenger RNA. RefSeq lists its product as uncharacterized. Lineage: Eukaryota; Fungi; Ascomycota; Pichiomycetes; Serinales; Debaryomycetaceae. The record is from RefSeq and is a predicted model, not a curated record. The coding region runs from base 1 to 858 and encodes 285 amino acids. The transcript has a single exon.
AUGAGCUUAGCUGACGGGGAAUACGAUAUAGUAUACAAUGCAGAAGAAUUAAAUGCGGAUCUCAACACAAAUGGACAAUAUAUUUUAACAUACGCAGGGGGUUCAACUUUAAAGCUCGAGCCGUUGAAACCAAAAUUAGAUAAGUCACAAGCCAAACCUAUAAGAGGAGAUCGAAAGCGACUACCUGGUUCAAAACCGCAAACAUCACCAUUACGACCAUUUCCUCAAAAACAUCGCAAAAACAUCACCAGUAAGGAAAGAUCGGUAUCUGUAGAGCCACAAUCAGAUACCAACGAAACCAAUGGCAUCAAUGACGUGAGCGAUGCUAACGAAGGGAGUGACUCUGGUAAUGAGAAGCUCAUUAACAAUGCGGAUAAUAUUAAACAUGAGAACGAAGUAGAUAGUUUUGAUAGAGCUGGCGAUGAGAAUAUUCCUAUAAAUAUUUCUAUCCCCAAUGAAACUAUUAAAGAAAAAUCUUUAAAAGAGAAUGAAUCAUCAAACAGCCAAGGACAGAAAUCAAAGCGUACGCUUGAUGACAAGAUUAUGGAAAUGGAAGACGAUUUUAAAGAUUUAGAGGAUCAGCUUGAAGAGGUUUUGAGUGACGAAAAACCUGCAAAGCAAGGAGGACAUGGCAACUGGGGAGCAAUUGAAGAUCUGUCGGAUUCUGAUGAUAGUGAGGUUGAGUCAAUACGGUUCCAAAGAAUCAAGAUCGAUGAGGGUAAUUCUAAACGCAAAAUAUCGAAUUCCUUCAAUUCAACGAGAAUAGGUUCAGGGUCUACAGGUAGACCACGGAGCUUGAAAGAAUUGAUGGGCGGGGGUAAAUCGCAUGAUGAUGGCAGCAGUAGCGAAGAGGAAUAG